Messenger RNA from Geodia barretti, 1268 nucleotides. The record is from the annotation of a GenBank genome assembly. NCBI's taxonomy places the organism in Eukaryota, Metazoa, Porifera, Demospongiae, Tetractinellida, Geodiidae.
AUAGCACCUUCAGGUGCGCUCUAAAUAGAAACCGACUAUGGAAAGCGGGCUUAUUACAGUUUUAGCUUGGAAAAACUCACGACAUAGUAGAGAUGCUGCUGGUAAAACCACUAAAUUCUCACACGGUGCACACACAACAAAAAUGUAAAAUAGCGCCACGUGCGAAAACGAGCCUGCAUGCAGGGAACAGAGGUCAAGGUUUAACGCUUAGGUCUACGCAUGCGCAUGCACGGUUAAAUUUUGGCGCGAAACGCGAAGGAAAAACAAUGGAGGAGACGAAGGCCCUACAAGAAGAGAAUGGAGGAGAGGAGGGAGGUUUGGGGGCGAGAGGAGAGGCGGAGAGAGAGACGGAGGGCGGAGAUAAGGAGGCAGUCGCGGAGAGGGAGGGAGAAAACCAGGCAGGAGAAGAUGAGCUGUCACAGCCAGAAAAGCCACCAUCAUCGUCAGCCGCCAACAAUAACUCCAGAUAUCUGGAAAAUGAAGGGUCGACUGAGAAGAAGAUGAAGAAGAAGAAGCGCGACACCCAGCCAGCCUCCAGGAGAAUGACAAGAGCAGAGCGAGCUAGACUGGAGGCGCUGGCCUCCUUCGGAGGGACAGACCUGGCCUCGGUGGCCGUGAAGAAGAGAGACCUCAGGGAGGAACUGCAGAGAGACGUGAAACUUAUGGAGCAGGGAGAAAACAAGCAGAACAGGGUUAAACGUAGAUCCAGGACGCAGCAGAACUCCAGCGAUGGUGUGAAAGAUGUGCUGUUUGGUGAAAGGGCGGUGACAAGAAAGAGAAAACUUGAAGUUUCGUCAGGCGUGGUUGGCUCAGGGCCACGUGAACCGAAGACGACUCGCCGAAUGACUAAAGCUGAGAAGGCUCGGUUGGAUGCACUGCAGAGCUUCGGAGGGUGUGGUUUCAACGAUGUCCUUGCCACGUCGAAGAGGAAGAUAGCCAGAAACUUUGAGAUGAAGGCGGAGAAGGAAGGGGGAGAGGAGGAGGGAGAGGUGGAGAGUGCCGAAAAGGAGGAAGGGAGGGAGGGGUAAAUUGAUGGAAGAAAAGGACAACAGUGUUUCUACAGUUGAAACCUGAAACUCAUGAUAAAAAGGAACAUUUUCAUGUACUGCAUCCUUUAUUUAUGUUUUGCAGUCGUCACAACUUACCGAAUACCACUAUACCACUAUACUAACCUUUCAUGCUUCUAUUAUUGUUCUCUAUGGUUUUUUGCGCAUGCGCGGUUUCGAAGGUGCGAUAUAAAGGUAGGUGCGCGUACGCUGCGGCGCGGG